AUGAAGCACAGAAGGUCAAAGGCAACUCAGCUGAGCUGUGUUUUUGGCAUAUGCAGUCAGCUACCUAUUUGCCGAAUGAGAAUGCUGCUGCUCUGCUUAUGCAUGCUGCUGGCAGUGACACUGAGUCUGGGAUUAAUGCUGUCUGACCACGAUGCAAGAAGAUCUGAAGAUUUAUUUGAUAGAGUUCCAGACCUUAAAAAUGAUAAACUGACCCACAGGCCGAGUAAGCCCACCGCGGCCCAGGUGAAGCGGCUGGUCUCUGAGGUGAACUGGGCUCGGUUGUGGUAUGCCCUUCUCCAGCCUAUCCUCAUAGAGCGACACCCAGGCUCUCGUGGUAGCCGUACUGUUCGAAGGCAUGUUUCGACUGUGUUGAAUUCUCUCUCUGCUGGGUGGUCAGUACAGAUUGAUUCCUUUAACUCUGAAACCCCUCGUGGCCUAAUCAACUUCUCCAACAUCCUGGCAGUGCUGGACCCCAUGGCUCCACGCCGACUGCUUUUAGCUUGCCAUUAUGACACAAAGAACAUACCUUUAGGGAAUCAUGAGCCAAAGCAGGUGUAUGUGGGGGCAAGUGACUCAGCGGUUCCUUGUGCUAUGAUGCUGGAGCUGGUCACUGCACUGGACAGACACCUAAAAAUGCUCAAACAGCAGAUGUCUCAGGUGACACUUCAGUUGGUCUUCUUUGAUGGGGCAGAGGCUUUUGAGGAAUGGACAGUCUCCAACUCUCUGUAUGGUUCCCGACAUCUCGCUGAACACAUGUCCCAUGUUGCACAUCCUCCAGGCUCUGAACACACAACCCUGCUGCAUGCUGUGGAUCUCUUCAUUCUAUUGGCUCUGAUCGGUGCCCCAAGUCCAACAUUUGUGAAUCAUUUUGAGAACAGUGCCCGCUGGUUUGAUCGCCUUGUAUUGGCAGAAAAGAGACUUCAUAAACUGGGCUUGCUGUUUUCCCACCCCAGCGAGCAGGUAUACUUCAGAAGGAAUAUAACUGUGGGUCCAAUAGAUGAUGACCAUAUGCCUUUCUUUCAGCAAGGGGUUCCAGUGCUACACAUUAUUCCUACACCCUUCCCAUCAUAUCGGCAUACAGUGGAGGACAAUGCAAACAAGAUUCACAGUGAUACAGUGGAGAAUCUCACCAAAGUGCUGGUGGUCUUUUUAGCAGAAUAUCUUGGAUUGUAG
Messenger RNA from Neoarius graeffei (lesser salmon catfish), 1173 nucleotides. It is a transcript of the gene qpctlb, whose product is annotated as glutaminyl-peptide cyclotransferase-like b. The transcript is spliced from 7 exons. The record is from RefSeq and is a predicted model, not a curated record. Gene Ontology annotation, molecular function: zinc ion binding; glutaminyl-peptide cyclotransferase activity. Bases 1 to 1173 code for a protein of 390 amino acids. NCBI's taxonomy places the organism in Eukaryota, Metazoa, Chordata, Actinopteri, Siluriformes, Ariidae.